AUGAAUAAUAAUUAUCAAUUUGUGGGAAUGUCUUAUACUUAAGGGUCUUCAAUAAACCAGAGUCAAUUAAGCCAUUCAUUUGCCAGAUUUCCACUAUAAAGUUCAAUAAUGAGCGUUGAAGAGUAGAGUCCACAAUUUGCUCAAUUAGCUUAAAGCCAAAUCUACAUCCAAGAGAAUUCGCGCUUUCUAGAGGAGGAGAAUCACAAACACUUAAAUCAAAUGAUCCAAUAACCCUAAAAAUAGUUAGAAUAAUAAGCAGGACACAAGAGGAUGAGUUCAUGGCAAUAAUAAAAAUCACCUCAAUAAUAGUCCCAAAGUAAAUCUCUAUGCGCAUCGCCCUUAAGACAGCAAUAUCGAUAAGAGGAACCUUAAAUGUACUAUCAUUAACCCUAUCAACCUUGUCCUUGUGAAUUAGAAUAAUUAUGGCAAGAAUUCUUACAAAUGAGAAUGAUGUAGAGAUAAUUCAGAAGACAAACUCAGUAGUGUUGUCAUCACCAAAGAGGCCAUUUCAUGCCUUAUUGA
Messenger RNA from Paramecium octaurelia, 522 nucleotides. NCBI's taxonomy places the organism in Eukaryota, Ciliophora, Oligohymenophorea, Peniculida, Parameciidae. The record is from the annotation of a GenBank genome assembly.